AUGGUCGCGCCUACAGUUACUCUCACGCAUCUAAACCGUGCUGAUGGCUCUGCGACUUACACCCACAAUGGCUACUCCAUCAUUGGCGCCGUCAAUGGCCCGAUCGAAGUACAACGACGCGACGAACUGCCCGAGGAAGCUGCGAUCGAGGUCAAUGUCAGACCAGCUAUGGGUGUUGGAAGCCCAAGAGAAAGGCAUCUUGAAACCCUUGUUCACAACACACUGCGCAGCAUCAUCUUGACAAGGUCGAUACCACGGACGCUUGUACAGGUCACACUGCAAGUUAGAAGUUUACCGGAAGAGGAUAGCACAGCAGGUGUCAACACUUCGCUAACUCUCCUCCCACAUCUUCUACAUACCGCGCUUCUCGCCCUCCUCUCCGCGUCGAUACCCCUCCGCACAGUCCUCACUUCUGUCAUGAUUGCUCAACCCGCCUCACCAUCUACAAACUCCUUCCCACUUCUCCUGUCGCCGACCGCCAACGAACUCUUACGCGCAAGGCCCAUACGAUCAGUCCACGUCUUCGCAUUCUCGGGCGACAGAAAGAUGUUGUUGGGAGAAAGCGAAGGGAAGUUUAGUUUCGAAGAGUGGAACGAAGCAUGUCAAAUGGCCGAGGAUGCGUGCUGCGGAGAAGAGGACGAUGAAGAGGAGGGUGGCGUAAGGCUAGAGGCCGAAGGCGAGGCCAUGGAUGUCGAUGGGCAGGUUGAAGGAGAAAAUCUGGAGAAGUGGUUGAGGAGCGUUGUAAGGAGGAAAGUUGAUUACGAACAGCGGUGGAAGAGUGCUACCUGA
This is a messenger RNA of Alternaria burnsii, 789 nucleotides long. RefSeq lists its product as uncharacterized. Gene Ontology annotation, biological process: poly(A)-dependent snoRNA 3'-end processing; U4 snRNA 3'-end processing; rRNA catabolic process. Gene Ontology annotation, cellular component: nuclear exosome (RNase complex); cytoplasmic exosome (RNase complex); nucleolus. Lineage: Eukaryota; Fungi; Ascomycota; Dothideomycetes; Pleosporales; Pleosporaceae. The transcript is spliced from 3 exons. The record is from RefSeq and is a predicted model, not a curated record. Bases 1 to 789 code for a protein of 262 amino acids.